AUGGGUUCUCCCCUAGGUGUCCUGUUUGCGAGCUUCUACAUUGGUACCAUAGAGCAGAGGGUCUUAGUUGUCAUAGACUUAAAACCUGCGAUAUACUGCAGGUACAAGCAGAGUGUUAUCAACGCUUACGUCGACUGGGCUCUCACUCACAGCUAUGAACCAGUCCAGCUUAAUAUAGAACCAGCCCAGCUUAAUAUAGAACCAGCCCAGCUUAAUACAGAACCAGCCCAGCUUAAUAUAGAACCAGCCCAGCUUAAUACAGAACCAGCCCAGCUUAAUACAGAACCAGCCCAGCUUAAUACAGAACCAGCCCAGCUUAAUACAGAACCAGCCCAGCUUAAUACAGAACCAGCCCAGCUUAAUAUAGCCCAGCUUAAUACAGAACCAGCCCAGCUUAAUACAGAACUAGCCCAGCUUAAUACAGAACCAGCCCAGCUUACAGAAUCAAUAAUACAGAACCAGCCCAGCUUAAUACAGAACCAGUCCAGCUUAAUACAGAACCAGCCCAGCUUAAUACAGAACCAGCCCAGCUUAAUACAGAACCAGCCCAGCUUAAUACAGAACCAGUCCAGCUUAAUACGGAACCAGUCCAGCUUAAUACAGAACCAGUCCAGCUUAAUACGGAACCAGCCCAGCUUAAUACAGAACCAGCCCAGAUUAGUACAGAACCAGCCCAGCUUAAUACAGAACCAGCCCAGCUUAAUACAGAACCAGCCCAGCUUAAUACAGAACCAGCCCAGCUUAAUACAGAACCAGCCCAACUUAAAGCCAACACAUCCUAACACAAAACUAACACUGCUUAACACCAAGCUUCACCAACACAACAUAUCACCAUGCAAACCAAAAGCUUGCAUAGAAUUAAGGCAAGUAGUAGCUAAGUGCUUGCAUACAAUCAAGACAGAACUAGCUAAGAGCUUGCAUACAAUCAAGACAGAACUAGCUAAGAGCUUGCAUACAAUCAAGAUAGAACUAGCUAAGAGCUUGCAUACAAUCAAGAUAGAACUAGCUAAGAGCUUGCAUACAAUCAAGAUAGAACUAGCUAAGAGCUUGCAUACAAUCAAGAUAGAACUAGCUAAGAGCUUGCAUACAAUCAAGACAGAACUAGCUAAGAGCUUGCAUACAAUCAAGAUAGAACUAGCUAAGAGCUUGCAUACAAUCAAAACAGAACUAGCUAAGAGUUUGCAUACAAUCAAGACAGAACUAGCUAAGAGCUUGCAUACAAUCAAGACAGAACUAGCUAAGAGCUUGCAUACAAUCAAGAUAGAACUAGCUAAGAGCUUGCAUACAAUCAAGACAGAACUAGUUAAGAGUUUGCAUACAAUCAAGAUAGAACUAGCUAAGAGCUUGCAUACAAUCAAGACAGAACUAGCUAAGUGCUUGCAUACAAUCAAGACAGAACUAGCUAAGUGCUUGCAUACAAUCAAGACAGAACUAGCUAAGAGCUUGCAUACAAUCAAGACAGAACUAGCUAAGAGUUUGCAUACAAUCAAGAUAGAACUAGCUAAGAGUUUGCAUACAAUCAAGACAGAACUAGCUAAGAGUUUGUAUACAAUCAAAACAGAACUAGCUAAGAGUUUGCAUACAAUCAAGACAGAACUAGCUAAGAGUUUGCAUACAAUCAAGAUAGAACUAGCUAAGAGUUUGCAUACAAUCAAGACAGAACUAGCUAAGAGUUUGCAUACAAUCAAAACAGAACUAGCUAAGAGUUUGCAUACAAUCAAGACAGAACUAGCUAAGAGUUUGCAUACAGUCAAAACAGAACUAGUUAAGAGUUUGCAUACAAUCAAGAUAGAACUAGCUAAGAGUUUGCAUACAAUCAAAACAGAACUAGCUAAGAGCUUGCAUACAAUCAAAACAGAACUAGCUAAGAGCUUGCAUACAAUCAAAACAGAACUAGCUAAGAGUUUGCAUACAAUCAAAACAGAACUAGUUAAGAGCUUGCAUACAAUCAAAACAGAACUAGCUAAGAGCUUGCAUACAAUCAAGAUAGAACUAGCUAAGAGCUUGCAUACAAUCAAGACAGAACUAGCUAAGAGCUUGCAUACAAUCAAGACAGAACUAGCUAAGAGCUUGCAUACAAUCAAGAUAGAACUAGCUAAGAGCUUGCAUACAAUCAAGACAGAACUAGUUAAGAGCUUGCAUACAAUCAAGACAGAACUAGCUAAGAGUUUGCAUACAAUCAAGAUAGAACUAGCUAAGAGCUUGCAUACAAUCAAGACAGAACUAGCUAAGAGUUUGCAUACAAUCAAAACAGAACUAGUUAAGAGCUUGCAUACAAUCAAAACAGAACUAGCUAAGAGUUUGCAUACAAUCAAAACAGAACUAGCUAAGAGCUUGCAUACAAUCAAAACAGAACUAGCUAAGAGCUUGCAUACAAUCAAAACAGAACUAGCUAAGAGUUUGCAUACAAUCAAAACAGAACUAGUUAAGAGCUUGCAUACAAUCAAAACAGAACUAGCUAAGAGCUUGCAUACAAUCAAGACAGAACUAGCUAAGAGUUUGCAUACAAUCAAAACAGAACUAGCUAAGAGCUUGCAUACAAUCAAAGCAAAACUAGCUAAGAGCUUGCAUACAAUCAAAACAGAACUAGCUAAGAGCUUGCAUACAAUCAAAACAGAACUAGCUAAGAGUUUGCAUACAAUCAAAACAGAACUAGCUAAAAGCUUGCAUAAAAGCAAGCCUAACACCAGCCAAAAGCUUAAAUAUAAUCAAAACAAAAAACUAGCCAAAAUAAAAUCUAUAUUUCAAAUUACUCUAUUAUAUAUCAAUUUCUAUUAUAUUAACAAAAAUUCUUACCGCAAUAACAUAACAAUAUAA
Procambarus clarkii (red swamp crayfish) is the source of this 2817-nucleotide messenger RNA. Lineage: Eukaryota; Metazoa; Arthropoda; Malacostraca; Decapoda; Cambaridae. The record is from RefSeq and is a predicted model, not a curated record.